AUGGCGGGACACCUGGCUGCCGAUUUUGCCUUCUCGCCCCCACCUGGUGGUGGAGGCGAGGGGCCAGGGGCAUUAGGACCAGAGCCCGGCUGGGCUGACCCACGGACCUGGCUGAGCUUUCCAGGCACACCGGGUGGGCCAGGGCUUGGGCCCGGUCUUGGGUCCGGUGCUGAGGUAUGGGGCAUCCCACCGUGCCCCUCGCCCUACGACUUCUGUGGAGGCAUGGCGUACUGUGGGCCUCAGGUUGGUGCGGGGAUGCUGCCCCACGGUGGCUCGGAGACCCCUCAGCCCGAGGGUGAGGCGGGCGCUGGGGUUGAGAGCCACUCGGAUGAGGCCUCUCCGGAGCCCCUCCCUGCCCUGCCUGGUGACGGGAAGAGGGACCAGGAGAAGAUGGACGAGAGCCCCGAGGAGUCUCCAGACAUCAAAACUCGUCAGAAAGACCUGGAGCAAUUUGCUAAGCUUUUAAAGCAAAAGAGGAUCACCCUAGGGUACACUCAGGCGGAUGUGGGGCUCACCCUGGGGGUUCUCUUUGGGAAGGUGUUCAGCCAGACCACCAUCUGCCGCUUUGAGGCUCUGCAGCUCAGUUUCAAGAACAUGUGCAAGCUGCGGCCCCUGCUGCAGAAGUGGGUGGAGGAGGCGGACAACAAUGAAAACCUCCAGGAGAUAUGCAAGGCGGAGACCCUCCUGCAGCAGGCGCGCAAGAGGAAGCGGACGAGCAUCGAGAACCGCGUGCGGGGCAGCCUGGAGAGCCUGUUCCUGCAGUGCCCCAAGCCCUCUCUGCAGCAGAUCUGCCACAUCGCCCAGCAGCUGGGGCUGGAGAAGGACGUGGUCCGCGUGUGGUUCUGCAACCGGCGUCAGAAAGGCAAACGGACCGGCAGCGACUACGCCCAGCGCGAGGACUUCGAAGCUGCCGGCUCUCCUUUCCCAGGGGGACCGAUGUCUUUCCCUCUGGCGCCAGGGCCCCAUUUCGGUACCCCAGGCUAUGGGGUCCCUCAAUUUACUACUCUGUACUCCUCGGUCCCUUUCCCGGAGGGGGAAGCCUUCCCUGCCGUCCAGGUCACCCCUCUGGGCUCACCCAUGCAUUCAAACUGA
Molecule: messenger RNA, 1092 nt
Organism: Echinops telfairi (small Madagascar hedgehog)
Lineage: Eukaryota; Metazoa; Chordata; Mammalia; Afrosoricida; Tenrecidae
Gene: POU5F1
Product: POU class 5 homeobox 1
Exons: 6
Coding region: 1-1092 (363 amino acids)
Biological process (GO): regulation of transcription by RNA polymerase II
Molecular function (GO): RNA polymerase II cis-regulatory region sequence-specific DNA binding; DNA-binding transcription factor activity, RNA polymerase II-specific
Source: RefSeq, a predicted model, not a curated record